This is a messenger RNA of Cynara cardunculus var. scolymus (artichoke), 3116 nucleotides long. RefSeq lists its product as uncharacterized. Gene Ontology annotation, cellular component: peroxisome. Bases 65 to 2020 code for a protein of 651 amino acids. The transcript is spliced from 3 exons. Gene Ontology annotation, biological process: regulation of gene expression. Lineage: Eukaryota; Viridiplantae; Streptophyta; Magnoliopsida; Asterales; Asteraceae. Gene Ontology annotation, molecular function: RNA nuclease activity. The record is from RefSeq and is a predicted model, not a curated record.
AAAAAAGAAAAGGAAAAAAAAGGAGGUCUUCUGCUAUCGUGUGCCAUCAAAUCCCGGCGACUGUAUGAGCGGAUCUGGUGGAAACAACGGCGUUGCAACUAUGGCCGGUGGAGCAGCCGAACAGCAGUACGCUAAGGCGAAGAUAUCAGUGUGGUGGGACAUAGAGAACUGUCAGGUACCAAAAGGUUGUGAACCUCAUUCGAUCGCUCAGAAUAUAAGUUCUGCUUUGGUUGAUAUGAAUUACUGUGGGCCAGUAUCGAUUUCUGCCUACGGCGACACCAAUCGGAUCCCGGCCUCCGUCCAGCAAGGUCUCAACAGUACCGGCAUCGCCUUGAAUCAUGUGCCCGCUGGUGUUAAAGAUGCAAGUGACAAGAAAAUUUUGGUGGACAUGUUAUUUUGGGCUGUUGAUAACCCUGCCCCGGGAAAUUAUCUGUUGAUAUCUGGUGAUCGGGAUUUCUCAAAUGCUCUGCAUCAAUUGAGGAUGAGGAAAUAUAAUAUUCUUCUAGCACAACCUCAGAAAGCAUCCCCAUCUCUCCUUGCAGCUGCAAAGAGUGUAUGGCUAUGGACUAGUCUUUUGGCUGGAGGACCACCAAUAACAAAUGGUGAAUCACCUCAAGCAGUUGAUAAUAGCUAUGGCCAUACAUUCAGUGCUAAUCCAGUACAUAUUCCAGUUUCUGAACCAGUUCAGAUACAUCAACCUUUAGAUAACAUGUAUGGGAAUCCCCAUCCAGGAUUGCAGAAAUUCUCAAGCAUAGGAAGAGCAAAUGAUUCUAAACCGAAGGGGAAGCUAAUAAGGAAAAAUUUGAGUCAACCAAUUAUAAGAACUUCAAGUCCACCCAUCGGGAUUCUAGAAAAUCAGAUUAAUUUAAACUCUCAUCAACCAGGUUAUAUGCAACCUAGUCAAUUCAAGGACUCCCAAGAGCAAUCUUAUUCUCGUAUUCCUAAUGUUUCUUCAAGUGGAUCAAACCCAAAUCACAUUCCUGUUGGCCCUGAUUAUUCGUGGAAUACCAGCAAUAAUGGCACUAGCUACCAAGGCCAUCAUCCACAGUCAGUAAGGCCCGGUAAUCCUCCAGGAAACCCCACACUUGCUCCAGGAAAUUACUUUCCACCUAAUCCGCAUCUUCGCCCUCCUCAUUUUAUGCCUCUCAGGCCUGAUGGAUACAGCACUACGUCUGCUUCCCUGACAUUUGUUCCUGAUAUUGGUAAGCUUAACUUUUCUGAUAGCUCUGGCAGAGAACACAAUCCUCCAAUGAAUCAACCACAGGGUGGACAGCUGAAACCAAAUUCCAUUGAUUCUGCAAAUCAUGCAUACGCAAACGGUCCACAAAAAGGAUAUAGUAUGCCCAAUAAGUCUCCGUUUUACAAGGAUACUCUGAACAAAUAUCCAGCUACUGGUCCAGAUUUCCUACCUUCAUCUUCCUCAGCAUUGGACACAACAAGUACUGCUGCUACUGGUUGUGGUGUGUGGGGCACACCAGGAUGCCCAAAACCUUCAGAAUAUGUCCAAGGCCUUAUAGGGGUGAUUUUACUUGCCUUGAGCACACUGAAAAAUGAAAAGAUUAUGCCUACUGAAGCAAACAUAAUUAAUUGCAUUCGUUAUGGGAAUCCCAAACAACGCAAUAUUGAUGUUAAAAAGGCCCUAGAGAGUGCUGUCAAGCAGCAGCUGGUAGUGAAACAGAAUCUAGGUACAUUACCAUUUUUUGUUGGUAAGAAUGAGAAAUUAUGGAAGUGUGUGAACCCUAUCGGUAAUAAUAUUAAAGAUCACUCAAAAGCAACAUGGGAUGAACUCCAAAUUUUUUUAUCAACUCCUACUGGACGUUCUGCAAUAGCUGGUUCUCAAUGCAGAUAUGAGGCAGCGACUAUUAUAAAGAAUAGAUGCUUAAAAGAUGCUGCAUUGGGUGACAUACUUCAGAUUUUGAACUUGGCAAUCAGUGGAAAGAAGUGGAUCAUACAUCAUCCAUCAGGAUGGCAACCAGUUAGUAUUGCUCUUCCGGAGAGCAACCCAGAAUCAGUUUGGUAGCUGCCACUUGAAAAUCUACUGGUCUGUGGUCAGUGAAAGGCCUGUUGGUAGUUUUUGGUUAGAGAACAUCACUUAGUUUCUUGACAAUUGGCAACAUUCUCCUAGAGGCCUCGUUAAACCGAUGAGGAUAAGUAGGUUGGCAUCGAUAGAAAAUUUACUGGCCUAUCUUAGGCCACUAGAUGCAUUGGGGUGCCCAACUGUCUGUUUAUUUUUUUAUGUUUUAUUUGGUCACUUGUCAGUAAUUUUAGAAGUAUGGUUUUGGUAGAUAGAGGUCAAACAUGAUAGAAUGAACUUUCUUUAGGUUGUAGAGAAACAAUUGUGUUAAAGGUCUGCUGGGGAUUGUCAGGUACUGGAUUGACUUGGUUGUUUACUGUCUCUAUUUUCCAAGCCAUCUGUAUCCUUGGACAGCUGGACAUAUAUACCCUCCCACCAAUCAAACCCUUUGGAGAACAGUAUUGGAAGAUCUUGCUUGCUGAUGUAACAUCCGUCAUAUACAUCUCAGAAUGGAUCGACGUGUUUAUUUCUGUUUUGACAAGAGACUGCUUGUCAUAUGCUUCAUUGGAUUUUCGUUACACUCAUAGUUGAGAGUUGUUGGAUAAGCACAUGAAGAUGGGUUUUAUAGAAAUCUGCUAGAUGACAUUUUUUGCACCUGUAUAGAGAUUGGAUGGAAGAUUGGCUUUUUUGGUACACAAAUCACAGUACCAUUGUGACAUGCAGAAGAAAGAAUCAGUCAAUUUUGCAUGACGGAUUAUUUGAAAAUGUUAUGUUCUGAAGAUGAUCAGAUUUGAUCAGUAGCGAAUUACAGUUGCAAAGUACUUUUCAUCAAAUGAACACACAACGCAUGCAGGCAGAUGUAUGUUUUUGAAGCAGUUGCACAUUAAGGUAUGAUGGUCAAAUUUUAUGAAAUGAAUAUAGUUUAAGAUCUGCUAAUGUUCAUGAAGGCGGUAGCUACCCUGAAACUCUUACUUUUUGUUAUCAAAAGUAAUCCCUCCUAUUUGUAUAUGUGUCAUUUCUAUUUUCUAGCAUGGUGUAAACAUUUUACUUUCUGGGAAUAAUCUUGCUCUUUGUAUUAAAUGAAUAUGAAAUGCUUAUCAUG